CAAAGACACCGGGCGACCGAGGCCCUUGGGUGGGCGACCGGCCCGGGCCCAGCUUUCCGGACGGACCACCGCCUGCUCCAGCUGUCUACUUGGACUGGUUCUCCGCAGCGGGCAGCCAGGGGAAGAGCGACGAUGGCGUCUGGAGAUUUCUGCUCCCCUGUUGAGGGGCUGGAGCUGCUCCAAAAGGUGUGCGGGCACCAGUUGCCACCUUGCCAGCUGGGGGAGGAGGACCUCCUGCGCAACCCACACUUCGCCAAGCUGCUGCUGGGCCUCGCGCAGCGCCUGGACGGGACCGGCCUGAGCAACGCCCUGGCCGAGGAGCAAGCCCAGGCCUGGAAGGAGGUCCGGCUCCAGAAGACCAUGUGGCUGAGGUCGGAGGUCCUGCACAGGGUCAUUCAGGAGAUGCUGGUGGAUUAUUACGUCAGAGCGAGGGAUGCCAACCUGAGCCCGGAGGACCGGAAGUUCCACGAGACUCUGGAACAACGCCUCCUGGUAACUGAACUGACCCGCCUACUGGACCCCCCGGCCUGCCCGGAGAAGGAAAACCCGCCGCCGCCGCUGGGACUGGAGAAGGCCGACCUGCUGGACCUGAUGCCCCCCGCAGAGGACUCUCGUUUGCUGCAGGAGCGGCUCCUGCCCGCGGUUGAAGAGGGGCUCAAGAAGAAGUGCUUCUCCCUGCUCUGCUACCACGACCCGAACUCAGACUCCGACGCGGACAUCCUGAAGGCAGCAAAGGUCUGGAAGCUGGCGGAGACCCUGGCGGGGGAGAAGCAACAGAGGGAGAAUGCCAAAAGCCGGCAGAAGGAGCAGAUAGUUCUACUUGAGAAGCAGCGGGCCACUUAUUCCCAGGCUCUACUCCGCUGCCUGGCCCUGCUUCGGAAGCUGUUGCGGGAACAUCGGCUGGAGACGCAGGCGGAGCUGGACCGCCAGCACGCCCAGUACUUGGAAGUCAAGUGUAAAGCCAUGAUCCUGAAGCUGCGGAUGGAGGAACUCCAGGUCCUGUCAGACACUUACCCGGCCGAGAAGGUGGAGGUCCAUCGCAUCAUCAGGGACAGCCUGGAGGAGGCGGCGCGCACACAGGAGCAGGACCUGGAGAGCUGGCGGCGGCAGCUGGGCGCGUACGAGGGGCUGGGCGCCGAGUUCGACGGGCUGGUGCGGGAGUACGCCCAGCUGAGGCAGGAGAUCGACAACAAGCGCUGGGCCAUCCGCGAGUUCGACAAGUCCUGCCGCUGAGCCCAGCCCGGUGCCCCUCUCCUCCCUGCCCAGCCCUGCCGCCAGACCUGGUCUCUAAUAAAGUGGGGGUGACCCUCA
Molecule: messenger RNA, 1311 nt
Organism: Tachyglossus aculeatus (Australian echidna)
Lineage: Eukaryota; Metazoa; Chordata; Mammalia; Monotremata; Tachyglossidae
Gene: HAUS4
Product: HAUS augmin like complex subunit 4
Exons: 10
Coding region: 133-1233 (366 amino acids)
Biological process (GO): centrosome cycle; spindle assembly
Cellular component (GO): HAUS complex
Molecular function (GO): microtubule minus-end binding
Source: RefSeq, a predicted model, not a curated record